AUGCGUUUGUCUCAUUUUGCCAAGAAAAAUAUGAUUAAUAAAAUGGUAGAUUUUAGUGUUCUCGGUUAUGAAAGUUUAUCUGAGAAGAGCAAAGGUUGUGAUGUCUAUUUAGAUAUUGUUAAUAAUAAACUUGAUAAAAUUCGUCAAGAAAAAUUAAAAAAAUUUCGUGAUAUGAUCAAUACAAAAUUAGACGAUGAUAAUCGACAAUUACUAAACUUAAAUUGGAAAGAUAAUGGUUUUCAAUCGGAUGAUAGUGACUAUCAACGAUAUUUAAGAACAUUGAAUGCUGCUAUUUUUUUACGUAUUAAAGCUGUUGUUGAUGAUCAUUUAUCAUCGACAACGGCCGUUCUCGUACCCGAAUUAAAAUUUCAUGAACAUGUUUUAUACGAUGAAGCUUUAAUACAUUUAUAUCAUUAUCAAUCGUAUGUUAAUCAAACAUGUCUUGGUUUUGAUUCAUUAUUAGAAAAAAUAAAACGUAUUACAUUAAAUGCAAAUAAAAUUGAACAUUCUCCAUUACUGAUACUAGGUGCAAGAGCAUCGGGUAAAACACUCUUAUGUACAAAAAUUGUUCAAAAUAUUCUCUCACAAUUAGGUGGAAGUAAAAAUGUAUAUUUAAUUGUCAGAUAUUAUAAUUUAACUAAUUCUAGUCGAAAUAUUAAUGAACUUUUAUUAUCAAUUUGUUCACAAUUAAAUUGUUUACAACAUUUAAAUGUUUAUAUUAAACAACGUGAUCAUACAUUAGUCGAUCAUUAUCAUACAAUGCUUGAUACAAUAUCAAAAGGACAGCGACCAUUAAUAUUAAUGAUUGAUGGUAUUGAAGAAACAUUACCACAAAGUUAUGUAACAACAAAUGUUAAUUUUUAUCAAACAUUAUUAAAAAUAUUACCACCUAAAAUUCAUGUUAUAUUAUCUGUUAAUAGAAAUUUACAUACAGCACCACAUAGUGAUUUAAAUAUUCGAACAUUAUUUAAACAAAUUGAAAAAGAAGAUCAAAUUAUUGCUUUACCAUUGUCAUCAUCAUCAAUUAAUAUUCGUGAUAUAUCGACAUAUGUUAAACAAGAAUUAUCAACAAUACAUCGAAAUUAUUAUUCUGAUAUUUUAUUACAAACAAUAUCAAAACAAAUACAUCAACAAAUAGAACAACCGUAUAUAUUUUUCAUGUUAAAAUUAAUAUUAAACGAAACCUAUCUAAAAUAUCUUGAAUACAAGAAACAAAAAUUGAAUUUCGACAAUUUAUCUGUUGAAGAUAUUUUAGAUUCUUACAUUGAUCGUUGUGAGCAAAAAUUUAAUUCGAAAAUCUGUUCAUUUAUUUUCAAUUAUAUUAGUGCAUCACAAAUGGCUAUGGCCGAAGUCGAAUUAUUAGAUAUAUUAAGUUGUAAUAAUGAAUUUUUUCUUGAAUUAUAUUCAAAAGAUGUUUUACCAAAACAUUUAAGAUUUCCACCAUCAUUAUGGUUAGCUGUUAAGAAUGAACUUGAACCAUUUUUGUCUGAACGAUAUGUUGAUAAAAAAGUUCUUCUCUGUUGGAGUCAUACAUUUAUUCGACGACAAAUGAAACAACGUUAUUUGAAAAAAGUUGAAGAUAUUCGAAUAACUCAUCGUGAUAUAGCCAAUUAUUUUCUUGAAGCAUUUAUUGAAUCAAAACCAUUAAUUGAUUUGAAUAAAAACUUUCAAAUACGAGAAGAUGAGGGUCGUCGUUUUAUUUCCCAACAACCAUUACUUUAUUCAGACACAUUAUAUAAUUACAGACGAAUUUAUGAAUUAUGGUAUCAACUUAUGCAUUCAGGUGAUAUUGAUAGAUUAAAAGAAUAUACAUUAUGUUGUUUCGAAUAUUUAUUAGCAAAAAUUCAUGGUUUAUCUAUUACACAAUUAUUAAUUGAAUUAGAAAUUAUUUGUAGUAAUAUAUUAGAUGUUGACGUAUUAUUAGUACAAUCAAUAUUAGAAGAUAUUCAAGAAAUUAUUGAACUAGAUCCUAUAUUAUUAGCCGGUGAAUUAAUUAAUAGACUAAAAUAUAUUAAAAAUCAUUAUAGUGAACAUAUUGAAAAUUUAUAUAUUCAAUCAUAUGAUUGGUGUAAAUUUUAUGGUGCUCCCGUAUUUGUUCCACUAUCAUCAUGGUUAAAAAGUAUUCCUCCAUUAAUAAUUACUGUAUUACAUUGUCAAGAUCAUAUAAAUAAAAUUGCACUAACAGCCUAUAAUCAACAUAUAUUUUGUACAACAAAAAAUAAUGAAAUUUGGAUGUAUCAUAUACCAUCAAAAAAAUUGGUAAAAAAAUUUUCUGGUCAUACAGAUGUCAUAAAUGCAAUUAAAUUAACGUAUAAUAGUAAGUUUUUAAUUAGUACAUCCAUUGAUCAUACAAUAAAAAUAUGGAAUUUAAAUUCAAGUGAUAUUGAACAUACUUAUAGUAUUCAACAAGGUGAAAUAUUAUGUUUAACUGUUUCACAUAAUAAUGAUCAUAUUGUAACUGGAUCAAAGGAUCGUUUAGUAACAGUUUUACGUUUAGAAACAGGAGAAAUUGAACAUUCAGUUGAACAACAUACGGAUGCUGUAAUUUCAAUUGCAUUAACUCAAGAUGAUACAAUUUUAGUAACAGCAUCCAAAGAUCAAACUGUUAAAAGAUGGAUAUUCCAUGGUAUGCAAGUUUUAGAAGUAAUACAAACAAUUGGUAGUCCAAUUAAUCACAUGGUCAUAUCGUUAAAUGAUACAUUUAUUAUUGUUGCUUGUGAAGAUAAUUCGGUUCAAGUAAAAUCAUUAGUUACAUGUACACAUAUUCAUCAUCUUGAAGGACAUACUGGUGAAGUAACAAGUUUAGCUGUUUCAAGUGAUUCGAUGGUAUGUUAUGUUGGUUGUAGUAAUGGACAUUUGUAUGUUUAUAAUCUUCGUUCAACAGUAUUGCUAAGAAUAUUAAAACAUCAUGAAACAACAAUAUAUGAUAUGAUUGUGUCAGCUGACGGUUGUUUUUUAUUUACAGCUGCUCAGAAUUCUAUUUAUGUGUUAAAUAUUAAACAACAAUUUAGAGAUUUUAAAACCGGUUCAGAAUCAUUCACUGAUGAUAGACCAAUAACAAGUUUGGCCAUAUCAAAAGAAGGAGAUGUAGCUAUAUCUGGUUGUGAACAAGGUACAGUUAAGUUAUGGAAUUUAAUCGAUGGUGAAUUAACUGAACAUAUAAUGGAUCAUCGUAGUUCAGUAACACAAGUAGCUCUUUCACAUUCCUAUUUAUUUUCAUUAUCGGCAUCAAAAGAUUCUAUCAUUAAUGUGUAUGAUAAUGAACUCGGUGAAAUCAUAACGGAAUUUAAAGGACAUUCAGCUCCAAUAUCAAAUAUAUGUAUAUUAGAAGAUAAUAGAAAAAUUUUGUCAUCAGAUGAACAAAAUUAUAUUAAAACAUGGUGGGCAAAUAACGGUGGAUUAAUUGAUUCGUACAAUGUUCCGUGUAAAAUAUUGGGCGUUUCACCAGAUGGUCAUUAUGUCGUAUCUGGUAGUGGUGAUAAUGUUUUAAAAAUUUGGUCAUUAGAUGAUGCACGUGUUGUACGUUCAAUUGAUCAUCCACAAGGUGCUAUUACGUGUAUAGCUUUUCGAUCGGAUUCACAAUAUUUAUUAUCAGGUGGUGAAGAUUGUAGUUGCAAAUUAUGGGAAUUAGCGAGUGGAAAAUUAACACAGGUAUUAGUUGAACAUGAAAAAUCUAUUACAGCUAUUGCCAUAACUCUGGAUGGCAAAUCAGUAUUAACAGGUGGCACAGAUGGACUAGCAAUUAUUUGGUCAUUUAAAGAUGGUACUGUUGUACACAAAUUAUUGGGCCAUAAUGAUGCCAUGGUAUGCGUCGCGUUCACAAUAGAUGGAACAGUAGCUGUUACAGCCUCUCAUGACGGUCUGUUGUCAACUUGGUCAACAGUAUCUGGUAUACAUUUAGCUGCAUUUCAUUUUAAUUAUACUCUUGUUAAACUGCUUGUAUCACAAAAUGGCGCAAGAUACGCAGCCAUCUUGGAAAAUAAUCCAUCUGUAGCAAUGAUUAGUUUGUUCAAUGUUCCAUACAGUGAUGUAACUAAAUUUCUACCUCGAACUAGUCAAAUUAAUGAGUCAGAAAUAAUUUGUAAGUGUAUCUUGACAUUAAUCUCAAACUGAAAAACAAAACAUCGCAAUUUGAUCUGGAAAAACACUAUUAAUAUAAAAGCAAAUAUAAAUGAACAAUGUUAUUCAUAUCAAAAAUAAAUAAGGAAAAAUAUUCCUAUGAUGAUGAUUUGACAUAACCUGUAUAAUGGAAGAUCAAAACCUCUUCUGUUUUUUAUUACAAAUUUUCAUGUAAAACGUGUACUAUGUCGAAAAGAAGUAGAGCGUUGUAAAAAACAAAAACAGACAUGAACAUAAAUGCCAGUUGAGAUUUUAUUUACGCUCUUACAUUCUAAAAACCAACAAUAUAUGAGAGAAACGUAACUUUCUGGUACAAUCGAUAAAAAAAAAUGAAAGUGUUCAUAAAAAAGAUUUGAAUGGUACGUUUUGUUCCCCUGUCUUUGCCGAGUACCCUAUACAAAUUUCCCAACUGUCAGACUCAUACUGGCUGAGUUAGGAGAGAGACAAUUUUCAGUUUUUGCCAUAGAGAAUUUUUGGCAGGAUUUUGCUAGAAAAAGGGUUGAAAUAGAUGUAUUCUACAUUGUUCGACAGAGAAUGAUUCGAGCAGUACAGUGGG
Didymodactylos carnosus is the source of this 4675-nucleotide messenger RNA. Lineage: Eukaryota; Metazoa; Rotifera; Eurotatoria; Philodinida; Philodinidae. The record is from the annotation of a GenBank genome assembly.